Molecule: messenger RNA, 1338 nt
Organism: Zasmidium cellare ATCC 36951
Lineage: Eukaryota; Fungi; Ascomycota; Dothideomycetes; Mycosphaerellales; Mycosphaerellaceae
Product: glycoside hydrolase family 5 protein
Exons: 1
Coding region: 1-1338 (445 amino acids)
Biological process (GO): glucan catabolic process
Cellular component (GO): cell surface; extracellular region
Molecular function (GO): beta-glucosidase activity
Source: RefSeq, a predicted model, not a curated record
AUGGUCAACCUCGGGGCGCUGGCCGGUGUGGCAUUCGCUGCGAUCUUUGCGGUUGUCGAUGGGCGACCACAACAUCAUCACAUACAUCAUCGGUCCGGUUUAGUAUCUGCCAAGGUGGAUGCAGGCGACUCAUAUGCUUCGACAAACGGUACCAAUAGCACGAGCAUAGGCAACACGACACUUCCAGAUGUGAUUCGAGGUGUCAACAUCGGAGGAUGGUUGAUCCUCGAGAAGUGGAUGACGCCUGACAUCUUCGACAACACCGAUGCUGUCGACCAGUACAGCUUUGACAGCACCGACGGCGCGGAGGCGAAGCUAAAGCAACACUGGGAGACCUACUUCACCGAGGCUGAUGUCCAGAAGAUCGCGUCUUGGGGCAUCAACGCUAUGCGUAUUCCAAUAGGCUAUUGGGACUUCUUCAACGACACCACGCCCUACAUCCGAGGCGCAGACGCAUACCUAGACAAAGCCAUCGGCUGGGCAAGGAAAGCCGGCCUCAAAGUCCUCGUCGACUGCCACGGCUCACCCGGCUCCCAAAACGGCUUCGACAACUCCGGCCGCUCAGGCAACGUCAAAUGGCAAACCUCCGACAACCUCUCCAACAGCAUCAAAGCCCUCCAGAACAUAGCCACAAAAUACGGCUCCACCACCUACGCCGACGUAGUCUUCGCCAUCCAACUCGUCAACGAACCCAUCUCCUGGGCCCAAAACAACUUCACCCUCACCCAAACCUGGACCCAACAAGCCUACCACGCCGUGAAAUCCGCCUCAACGAACCCACACCUCCAAAUCCUCAUGCACGACGGCUUCAUGACGCCCUGGGCCUGGCAAACCAUCGGCGCGCAGCUCAACGGCCCCGACACCAACCUCUCCACCGCCCCCUUCGCCAUCGACACACACCUCUACCAGAACCAAGUCGCCGCGGACUCCACCCUCACCCAAGCCCAACACAUCGCCAAAGCCUGCAACUGGACAGCCUCCAACCUCCUCCCUUCCACUGCAAACCUCCCCGUCUACGUCGGCGAAUUCUCCGCCCAAACCAACAUCUGCGUCUACCUUAACGGCACGACCGUCGGCGGGGAUGCAUGCUACGAAGACGGCUGUCAGUGUUCCUGUAAUGUGGAUAUUCAGGAUUGGGGACAGCCGUUGGUCAAGGCGACGAGGAUGUUUCUGGAGGCGGAGUUGGAGGCUUUUGAGGAGGGGGCGAGGGGCUGGUUUUUGUGGAGUUAUAAGGGGCCUGGGGCUUGGGGGUUGAGGAAUUUGGUGGAGUUUGGGGUUUUGGGAAAGGGGGUGGGGGUGGGGGAGAGGAUGUUUUUGAAUCAAUGUGGGUUUGAGUAG